AAGAAAACUUUCAUAGACAGGUCUUUAAAGUUAUUUUUAAUUUUUAUCCCUCAUUUUUAUAGAUAACUGAAGGCAGCAAACAUACAUAAUACUCCAUCCUAUUUUCCCAACAACUCUGUGAGGUGGAUUGGGCUGAGACUGGCCCAAAGACAUCCAGCUGCGGCUUUCAUGCCUAAAGUGAGACUAGAAUUCCCAGUCUCCUGUUUUCUAACCUGGUUACUAGGACUCAAGUUAAUUUAAAACUAUUACUAGACUUAAUUAAUUUGCAGCAAUAUCUAAAGUAAACUAACUUUCCAAGUAAAAUAGAGUUAAUAAUUUCUACUUCUACCAAAUAAUUAAAAAAGUAGUCCCUCUUCAGUUUCUUUGCCCCUAAUUUUUUAAUUUGCAGUAAAUUGUUAAAAACAUAUGCUUAAGUGUUUUGCCACUGUUUAACAUUAACAAUAAAGAGCAUUUCCAUUGCCUCUUUAUAUUAGUUCUUUAGAGCUCCUGACAGGCAUAACAGAUUCAGAUUUUAUUGCAUAAAUAGAUAACAGUAGAGUAGGCAUGUUGCUUCUAAGCUUCAGUCAAGACAGCAGAGUUUUUGUAUCUAUCCAUUGUUUUUGCACCUGGCCUUACUUAAUAGUUUUAUCCUCUAUUAAAACACCAAAUUCCCAAGCGCCAAACACUCAUCCAGUUCUGGGAUAGAGAAAAGAACAAAUCCACAAGGCUCAUUUGCUAGCACACGGCAAACCGCUGACGAAGAAAGACUAUUUCCGGUCAGUGGUCUUUCAUACUUUCAGGGCUACGCCUAAAGAGAAUCUUCACCUUCGCCAUCUUCCGGGUCCUUCAUUCUCCUCCCCUGACUUUUGUCACUCUACCUAGUUUGAAUCAGCCCUUAGGGGCGGGGCGCAAUUUCCGGCAAUCGCUCGUUUCCUUUCCCGGGUCGCGCUUCCUCCUUCCUAUUCCCUGCCUGCGAGUUUUCUCAUUGGCCCUCGCGGAGCUGGGCAGGGUAGUCCAAGUGGUUCUGUGCUGCGGGGCGAACGAGGAGACGAGCAAAUGAAUGGUGUCAGCCACGGGUUCUUGCGGCGUCUGCUCGGCACUUUGAAGGUCCUUCCCCUGUUCAGGCGUCAGAAAAAACAGCGGCUGAACUGGUGGUUGCCCACCAUCACCGGGACGUUUCCCGCCAUGGAGCGGGCUGUGGUGCGUUGCGUCCCGGCGGAGCCUAAGCUCAGCGUUUCUAUCGUGCUGCAAGACGGUAAGACCCGGCAUCUGCGCCGAGACCAAACGGAGCCUCUCGGCCAGGCGCUGGCUCGCAUCGCCAACAACGUCAGCAAAGGCCAGGCCAAGAAGGCCAAGAAGAGCAAAAAGACGCAGGCCGAGGCAGACCCGGGGACGCCGGUGCCGUCUUCUGAGCUCCUCCCGGUUCGUCUUUUCUCCCAGGAUGGGGAAGCCGUGGCCGAGGAUGUGCCCAACGAGGAGGCCUGGAAGGACGGGGCGGUGCUGCAAAUUGGCGAGACCAGCUACCGCGUGGAGCGCAAUCCGCCCACUCUGACCGAGCUGCAGCUUCCGCGCUCGCUCAUGGCUGGCUUCCCUGUGUGCCCCAAGCUCCGAGUCGAGUUCGGCUCUGCCCAGGACUGCCUCUUCCGUUGGUAUCACGAGGAGAAGAUCGACCCGGUUGAGACUGCGUCGACCGCCGCGAGCAACAGCUGGGUGGAAGCCCCAGCCGGCUCCGAGCGCGUCUUCAUGCCGACCAACGAGCAUAUUGGGCGCCGCCUGAAGCUCGUGUGCAUCCCGGGCAACGGCGAGCGGCGCUACGGGCUGCCCCGCGAGUUGGAAAGUGUAGGCCCCGUGGAGGCUGGCCCGGGUGCCUGCACUUUCGAGGCGCGGCAUCUCUACACCAAGAAAGUCACGGUGCCCGGACUUAUCCGCAUGGUUUCCUAUAAUAUCCUGGCCGACAUCUACGCCAGGACUGAGCUCUCGCGGACCGUGCUUUAUCCGUAUUGUGCUCCUUACUCGCUGGAGCUCGACUACCGGCAAAACCUGCUCAAAAAAGAACUGGCCGGCUACAACGCCGACAUUAUUUGCCUACAGGAGGUAGACAAGUCGGUCUUUGUGGAUAGCCUGGGGCCUGCGCUUGAUGCCUUCGGCCUGGAGGGGCUAUUUCGGAUCAAAGAGAGACAGCACGAGGGCCUGGCCACUUUCUACCGAAGGGACAAAUUCAGUCUCCUUAGUCAGCACGACAUUGCCUUCAAUCAGGCUCUGCUUGAAGAUCCCUUGCACAGAGAAUUGCGGGACAAGGUAGCUACCUGCCCGCAGGUUGAGGAAAGCCUGCUUAAGCGAUCAUCAGCUCUCCAGGUUUCUGUCCUUCAGUCUCAAAAUGAUUCUUCGAGAAAGAUUUGUGUAGCCAACACUCACUUGUUUUGGCACCCAAAAGGUGAAAAUAUCCGUCUAAUUCAAGUUGCAAUAGCAUUAUCCCAUAUUAAGCAUGUGAUCAAUGACAUGUAUCCUGCUACACCUCUCAUACUCUGUGGGGAUUUUAAUGCCACGCCAUCAACUGGAACAUAUACUUUUGUCAAUAGCGGUAGUAUUACCGAAGAUCAUGAGAGCUGGGAUUCAGAAGUUAAAGAGCAACGGUUUGCUAUGUCUCUAGCCCACCAGUUCAGUCUUAAAAGUGCUUGUGGAGAACCAGCCUACACUAAUUACGUUGGAGGCUUUCAUGGAUGUUUGGACUAUGUUUUCAUUGAUGCAAAUGUUUUGGAGGUUGAACAGGUAAUUCCACUGCCAAGCCACGAAGAAGUAACUACCCACCAGGCCUUACCAAGUGUUUCACACCCAUCAGAUCAUAUAGCACUAAUAUGUGAUAUAAAGUGGAAAUAAUUAUUUUCUGAAAUGUCUGCUACUUGUGAAAAGUUCAGUUGAAAUGCUUCUUUGAUCACAAUUAUAUCUCAUUUUUAAUUCUUUGUAAGUGGUCAUACUUUUUAUAACAGCGUUCUUAUGUACUAGUGCUGUAUUAUUCUUCUGUUAAUGAACAGAAUCAAUACAUUUUGAAACUAUCAUUGUCCUACUUCAUUUUUAGAUGACUUUUAAAAUAAGGAGUAAGACUGGUUUGUUUAAACUAAUAUUUAUCUAUCAGUCACUACUGACAUGUUGAGGGAAUAUCCACUCUUGUCUUUAUAAGACUGUAUUAAAGAUUCAAAAAAUAUUCUGGCAAUUCCCACUAUUGGGAAAGAUCUUAUUCAAAGAAACCAAAAUAAUUUGGGUUUAAAUAAUAGUGGUAAUAUUGUGGUAUGCUUGGGCAGAGACUGACUUUGUUAGGGAGUGGUGAUUUUGGUUAAUUGUAAUCCACCUUUAGGGGAGCUUAAGGACUAUUGCUUCCUUCUGUGUUGGAAAGCUUUUUAAAAAAGAAUUUUCAUGGUUUGAGCAACGUCUAAGCAACAAAGACUGGGUGGAAGACAACUGCCUCCUCUCCCACUUCUGUAUUUCAUUUUAAGCAAAGGGAAGUAAUAAAAGAGAUGCUGUAGCUGCAGCAGCCUCAUCUUUGAGAAGCCUCUCUAGUGUCUUGUGUCUGAUGGAGGCUAGAAAAAGUAAUUAAGCUCCAGUUAACUCUCUUCCAGACCAGUUCACAAGACCUAGUUAAGAAGAUACUCAACUGUUAAUCCUGUGUACAAGGGUAAACUGUCUCCUUUAUUAUCUAAAGAUGUGAUCAAGAUACUGGUAUUGCUAGUAACCUGGUUAAACAUGUUUUGCAUCCUGAACCAUUAAAUCCUGAAUCUUUGUUAGCUGCCCAAAGUUACGAAUUUGAGAUAGGUGGCCAUAUAAAACAAAUAAAUACAUAAACUAGCUAAAAUGAUUAUUUAACUGUUUGAUAUGUGUCCCUGAUCAUAUGAGUGCUAGGUCUACUUCUCGCAACUUAUGUUAACUGUGACUAAUAAUGGGGCACCCCAUUUCAUUGCCCUAAUUUGUGUAAGAUAGACUAUGUUAUCGCGAGCUGCAUUAUGGCAAAAGGUCAUGCAACCAUAGUUACGGCUUUUUUUAUAUCAGUUUGCAUAGAUCGUUAAACUAGAUAAAUUUAAUGAAUAUCUGAUUAACCAUGUUUUAGUAUCCCAUAUGAAUACAGUGUAGCUCAUUUUUGUUUGUCAGACCUGUUAAUUUAUGUAGUUUCUAGAUCCUUUAUUUGCCUAACCAGAUUACUACAGUAUAUUCAUUUUGUCGUGUUAUAUACUACUAAAGCUCUGAUUCCUAUAACAUUUAACUGGGCAAAACAAUGCAACAAAGUGCUAAAUAUUUUGAAUCAAGGUAGCUCAAAUGGGCUAAUUUACAGAAUGCGUCCAAAAACUGGGACCCAUGACUCUUGCGAAAUUGUAAUUCGGCAAAUUCUAUAAAUGUUUUAUGAUAUAAACAUCAUAAAACAAAUUUAUGACAUAAUACAAACGUCAAAACCUAUUUCCUAGUCUGAUGUUGGCUCUGCUAUAGAGUUCAACAUGGAGUAUUUUCAAGGAUGAUACAUUUCUGCAUGUAUCUCAGCUUUUCGAGUUAAGGCAGUACAUCCAAAGCUCUGCCGUUAUCAACUGCAUCUUUAAAAUGGUUGAAUCCAAGAAUCCUUUGGAAAAUCAUGAGAUGCAGCUUGGAAGCAUAUAGCAAUUUAAAAAAAAAAACACUAUCCUGAACCCCCUACAUUUUGUGCUUAGAAGAUAAAACAAUUUAACAUAAUGAUAUAAUAAGCUGCAAUAAUCAACAUUGAUCAUUUUGAGUGGCAAGAAGUAGUAUUUCAGCCAUAAGCCAUGAUAUAAAUGCAAAUUUAUCCCUUCAGAACAGCAUCUUUUAAAAAAAAUUAAAUCUCUUUUGUUUCUUGUAAGGAUAUUCAAGCAUACUGAUAUUCUCAGAUAUACAAACUGGAAAGAAUGCAGUAUGAGCUAUUUGUUUUUUAAAAAAUUAUUUUGGGGUUUGAGCACCAGAUUUAGUUUUUCCUCAUUUGAAUAGUGUAGCAAUAAUCAGUGUUCCUGCUUGAUUAAGAUUGGAAUGAGAACAUGAGCCAAAGAAAUAAUGCUGAUCUGUGCAAGCCCUAUUAAAUAAUACGUCUUAUUUUUUUGAACCAAUAAUUUUCUGAGUAGAUAGAGGAAUGUUGUAAAAGUAAAGUAUUUGCCAAAAUAUCUUACAACCUUUGGGUAGAUAGAAUGAUUAUUAAAUGUAUACAUACAUGUCUGGACAUUUAUAAUCAAAAGUAAAAAAAACUGGAAAAGGCAUCAAAUGGAUUGCCAAACAUGCAGUCAGGAGACCAAUGUUCCUUAACAUUUUUAUUAAUGACUAGGAUGAAGAGGUAGAUGGAAAUAUGGAUUCUGUCGACACUACAUACCGCUAUUACAUCUCAACAUUUUUGCGAAGUACUGAUGGCAGUUCCCCAAUUGUGCUAAUUUCUUAAAUACCAUAUUUUGUCAAAAGUAUAACAAGCCUGAGAAGAUAUAGCUUAAUAUGAAGUAUGCAGCUAAUGUAUUAUUAUGUCAAUUUAGCAGUUUUGAGAAUUAUUUGAAUGAUAUAAAGUAAUUCAAUAAAUUAAAAUUUCAGUUUUAAAUGCAUCAUUUUUGUGGUGCCAGUUAUAACUGAGAUUAAAAGAAAUUUAAAAAUUCAGAUUUUUGAGCAGAGAUAUACAAAGGUUUCCAAAUUAAGCGCUAUCUAAGCAUCAGAUAAUUGACCACGUGGAAGGAACUCGCAGGACAAUUACUAGCAAACCAAAGUGUUCUGUCAAUCAUUAAUGAAACAGACUCUUUGGGCAGUUUGAACUUUAUUACCAUUCUGAACUCUAAGUACUCUCAUAUCUGGACAUCUUAAAAGGAUUUAGAUUUACAGCUUCAAAACACUUUUACAGGAUUUACCUUUGAUAAUUAAUCAGUUAUGUUGUACACAACUUUAACUGCCCAUCUUAAUUUUUUUGCCAAAUUGAAAACAAUUCAAAAUCUAUUCAGAUCUGUUUGUGUUCAAGGUACAGAAAAAACUCCGUUUAUUGAAAAAGAAUCUGUCACACAUUCAUAUUAUCAGUUCCACAAACGUAAAAUUCAAGGAGCAUACACAAAGCUAUACAUUUGUAUCAUUUUAAUUAGGAAUAAUUCUGAAUAGGUUAUAAAGAAAUUAAUCCAUCAAGUCUGAAGAAUUUUCAAAAUCUCUUCAUGAAGAUAUGUUCACCAAUAAACAGUAAAACUUUAGCAGAACUAUUAUACACUGGGCAAAACAGGCUGAUACUGAAAGCAACAUGCAAAAA
Crotalus tigris (Tiger rattlesnake) is the source of this 6232-nucleotide messenger RNA. It is a transcript of the gene PDE12, whose product is annotated as phosphodiesterase 12. The transcript has 3 exons. Gene Ontology annotation, cellular component: mitochondrion. Gene Ontology annotation, biological process: nuclear-transcribed mRNA catabolic process, deadenylation-dependent decay. NCBI's taxonomy places the organism in Eukaryota, Metazoa, Chordata, Lepidosauria, Squamata, Viperidae. The coding region runs from base 1036 to 2856 and encodes 606 amino acids. The record is from RefSeq and is a predicted model, not a curated record. Gene Ontology annotation, molecular function: 3'-5'-RNA exonuclease activity.